AGCAAAAGUCAUUUCCAGUGUGGUGAUCUUUGAAUCACUAACUGACCUGUCAACAGGUGGCAGAGGGAGAAGUUUGCCGACUGAUGUGAGACAGAAAUUAAGAUAAAAGAAAAGCUAAAGGAUUGAAAUCUAAGCUCCUUCACAACACGCUGCUGCUCGCAGGAGACUGAGAGAGAUGAGCGAGACAGCAACGACCACAUGUCCUCUGUGGAGGGCCCUGUCCCUGGUGACCCUUCUCUGUGCUGCAUCACGUUGUGUAAGCUCCACGGACAGCCAGCCUGACCACCCAAACUCUCAACAUGGGAUCACCUUCAGCCAUGUCUAUAAAAUUGACACCCCAGGAAGCUCCAGCUGUACAACGCAGGAUGAGACAGGUCUGCAGAAAGACACUACCAUAAAUGGAGAAAAUGACAUUGUCUUCAAACACAAUAUAAUGCUACAGACACCCAAGUGUGCAUGUGAGGAGUCAGAUAGCUUUAAGAAGCUGCUGCACAGAGUCAAUGGACUGGAAGAGGAGGUCAACUAUCUGAUAACGCAGUGCACACAGGGAUGCUGUGGAGCAGGUGGUGCCGUAGGUGUGGACACUAGCUGCACCGGCCAUGGUACCUACCAACAGGCUACUUGCAGCUGUCUCUGUUACCCAGGCUGGGAAGGGCCAGAUUGCUCUUUGUCCUCCUGUCCCGAUGAGUGCAACGACAACGGCCGAUGCGUGGAUGGGAAAUGUGUGUGCCAUGAGGGCUAUACAGGGGAAGACUGCAGCCUGCUAGCAUGUCCAGACAACUGUAACGAUAAGGGACAGUGUGUGGAUUGGAAAUGUGUGUGCCAUGAGGGCUAUACAGGGGAAGACUGCAGCCUGCUAGCAUGUCCAAACAACUGUAACGAUAAGGGACAGUGUGUGGAUGGGAAAUGUGUGUGCCAUGAGGGCUAUACAGGAGAAGACUGCAGCCUGCUAGCAUGUCCAGGCAACUGCGAUGAUAAGGGACGGUGUGUGGAUGGUAAAUGUGUGUGCCAUGAGGGCUAUACAGGAGAAGACUGCAGCCUGCUAGCAUGUCCAGGCAACUGUAACGACAAGGGACGGUGUGUGGAUGGUAAAUGUGUGUGCCAUGAAGGCUAUACAGGAGAAGACUGUAGCCUGCUAACAUGUCCAGGCAACUGUAACAAUAAGGGACAGUGUGUGGAUGGUAAAUGUGUGUGCCAUGAGGGCUAUACAGGAGAAGACUGCAGCCUGCUAGCAUGUCCAGGCAACUGUAACGAUAAGGGACGGUGUGUGGAUGGUAAAUGUGUGUGCCAUGAGGGCUAUACAGGGGAAGAUUGCAGCCUGCUAGCAUGUCCAGGCAACUGUAACGAUAAGGGACGGUGUGUGGAUGGUAAAUGUGUGUGCCAUGAAGGCUAUACAGGGGAAGACUGCAGCCUGCUAGCAUGUCCAGGCAACUGUAACGAUAAGGGACGGUGUGUGGAUGGUAAAUGUGUGUGCCAUGAGGGCUAUACAGGGGAAGACUGCAGCCUGCUAGCAUGUCCAGGCAACUGUAACGAUAAGGGACGGUGUGUGGAUGGUAAAUGUGUGUGCCAUGAAGGCUAUACAGGGGAAGACUGCAGCCUGCUAGCAUGUCCAGGCAACUGCAACGAUAAGGGACGGUGUGUGGAUGGUAAAUGUGUGUGCCAUGAGGGCUAUACAGGAGAAGACUGUAGCCUGCUAGCAUGUCCAGGCAACUGUAACGAUAAGGGACGGUGUGUGGAUGGUAAAUGUGUGUGCCAUGAAGGCUAUACAGGAGAAGACUGCAGCCUGCUAGCAUGUCCAGGCAACUGUAACGAUAAGGGACGGUGUGUGGAUGGUAAAUGUGUGUGCCAUGAAGGCUAUACAGGAGAAGACUGCAGCCUGCUAGCAUGUCCAGGCAACUGUAACGAUAAGGGACGGUGUGUGGAUGGGAAAUGUGUGUGCCAUGAGGGCUAUACAGGAGAAGACUGUAGCCUGCUAACAUGUCCAGGCAACUGUAACGAUAAGGGACGGUGUGUGGAUGAGAAAUGUGUGUGCCAUGAAGGCUAUACAGGGGAAGACUGCAGCCUGCUAGCAUGUCCAGGCAACUGUAACGAUAAGGGACGGUGUGUGGAUGGGAAAUGUGUGUGCCAUGAAGGCUAUACAGGGGAAGACUGCAGCCUGCUAGCAUGUCCAGGCAACUGUAACGAUAAGGGACGGUGUGUGGAUGGGAAAUGUGUGUGCCAUGAAGGCUAUACAGGGGAAGACUGCAACCUGCUAGCAUGUCCAGGCAACUGUAAAGAUAAGGGACGGUGUGUGGACUGCAGCAGCAACGGGCAGUGCGUGAAUGGCCAGUGCAUCUGCAAGGAAGGCUUUUAUGGGGAAGACUGUUCUUUAGAAAUGGAUUCUCCAAAAGACUUAAAGGCUUCAGAUGUAACUCUGGAUUCUGCUUCCUUAAGCUGGAUCCCUCCACUGGCAGACAUCGAGGGUUACAUCCUCACUUACAGAGAUGAAGAUGGAAAAAAGGAGGCAGUUGAAAGGCAGCUUGGAGCCGGUGACAGAAGCUUCUCUCUGUCCAACCUGGAGAUGGGAAGGAGAUACGUUGUUACCAUUAUCGCCUACAGGGGCAACAAGAGGAGCAAGAUCAUGGAGACUGUUUUUAAAACUGUUGGCUCAUUGCACCCCUUCCCUAUGGACUGUGCACAGGUCAUGAAGAACGGCAAUAAAAGAAGUGGCAUCUUUACCAUCUAUAUCAAUAACAAUCGGUCAAAACCAGCAGAGGUUUACUGCGAUAUGGACACAGAUGGAGGCGGAUGGCUGGUGCUCCAGCGCCGUAACACGGGCAAGCUGGACUUCAUGAAGCGCUGGAAGCAGUACAUAGCAGGGUUUGGUAGCUUGACAGAGGAGUUCUGGCUUGGUUUGGAGAAGAUACAUGACCUGACCAACACCCCCACUCAGUAUGAGCUGCGGUUUGACUUGGGCCUGGGCUCAGAGAGAACCUACGCCGUAUAUGAUAACUUUAAGAUUGCUCCAGUCAAGCAGAAGUUCACACUCACUAUUGGCAAAUACAGAGGGACAGCAGGUGAUGCCAUGACCUACCACCAAGGUCGACCCUGGACAACGGUUGAUUCAGAUAAUGACAUCGCUCUGGGGAACUGCGCCCUGACCCACAGAGGAGCCUGGUGGUAUAAAAACUGUCACUUGGCCAACCUUAAUGGCAGAUGGGGCGACAACAGGCACAGCACGGGGGUCAACUGGGAACCGUGGAAGGGACACCGUAGGUCUCUCGACUUCACUGAGAUGAAGAUCCGACCAGUGGGAUUCAGGCCAAGCAGGAAGAGGAGAUCGUAGAUGGCUGGACAGAAAAGCAGAACCUCAAACAAGAAAUAGGGCGACGGCCAAAGUUGUGAUGGAUGAAACCAUCCCCAUAGUCCCACGACCAUGCUAGAUUUAGAUGUUUCUGCACUUAUGUUGCUACAAAUGACCUAAAAAAAAUAAAUUUACACAAAUCAGUUAGGCUCAUAUUGCACAUUUUUAUCAAGAAGUUUAAAAGUAAAUUAUUAUCUGUUUCCAUUUAAAUCAGAAUCCCCAAAAUUUAGAGUGAUUGUAGGAAAGCGCCCUUUGACUUGAGAAUAAAUAAUCUCCAUUUCAUUGUAAUUUUGGAAGCAUCUGUUUUAGUGAUUCAGUUAAAAGUCUGAAACACUUUUUACUUGUUUCAUGUAUCAUUUUAAGUAUUUUUAAAGUGAUGGCAGCAGCUUACUUGUUUUAUGUUUAUUUUAUGUCAUAGAAAGGCCUUUAGAGCAUUAAAGUGAAAGGAAAAGAAGAAACAAAAA
Nothobranchius furzeri (turquoise killifish) is the source of this 3807-nucleotide messenger RNA. RefSeq names its product tenascin. NCBI's taxonomy places the organism in Eukaryota, Metazoa, Chordata, Actinopteri, Cyprinodontiformes, Nothobranchiidae. The record is from RefSeq and is a predicted model, not a curated record. Gene Ontology annotation, molecular function: protein binding. Gene Ontology annotation, biological process: neuron projection development; regulation of cell adhesion.